This is a messenger RNA of Pogonomyrmex barbatus (red harvester ant), 1384 nucleotides long. It is a transcript of the gene Oatp74D, whose product is annotated as Organic anion transporting polypeptide 74D. Gene Ontology annotation, cellular component: basolateral plasma membrane. Gene Ontology annotation, biological process: sodium-independent organic anion transport; transmembrane transport. Lineage: Eukaryota; Metazoa; Arthropoda; Insecta; Hymenoptera; Formicidae. The record is from RefSeq and is a predicted model, not a curated record. Gene Ontology annotation, molecular function: protein binding.
AGUGAUCAUGUGAUCGCGUUAACUUUAGUUCGAACACACGCGGCUACGUGAAAUGCCGAACGCGAGUGGUACGUUUUUCACUACUUUCGUCUUCGUCGGUCGACGACGACGUUAGAUCCAACGACGAUAGAUACGUUCGAGACACGCGUGAAUGAAGGGACGAUUGACGAGAAAAUGAAAUUGCGUCACGACGAUCUGCUUACUUGACGUUUGUCAAUUCACAGUGAGGCUUCCACCCUCAUUUCCGACCAGCAGCGAUGCGGUGAGUUCGAGUUUUCUCCUCCUCGCGUUUUAUCAUCGUGGCACCGCUUCUCUCUUCUUUCCAGAUUGCCUAUCCAGACGUGAGUGCGAUUCUAAGCGGAAAGAUUUCUUCUACGAAAGGUUUCUUCCGACGAGGAAGAAUUUCGGUUAGAAUUUGCGAGGGUGCGAAAGACGGAAGAGGAAAAAGCAACCAGUUAAUUGCGCAUACGCUGAAAAAGUGAGGGGAGAAUAAUGGCGGGCGAGGACACGCAGAUCUUGUCGAACGGCAACGUGGAAGCGCUCACGAUCAUCCCGCCGAAGAUGACGAACGGGAACGGGUUGAUAUGUGGCGAUAAACAGCACAACAACAACGGUUCUAUACCGAAUGGAAAGUUGCAUGGCGGAAUCGGCGGUGCCGAAAACGGCACUUUGAUCGUCGAUGAAAGGUCGAGCAGUCUUCACACGGAGUUUGACGACGCUGACGUGUCUUGCGGAUGGGGUCCUUUCAGGCCUCGUUGGCUGCAGUACUUCGCCACGAAGCAAGCCUUCUUGGUGACCUUCUGUCUUACUUGGGUGCUGCAGGGCAUGUACUAUACGUAUUUUGUCUCCGUCAUCACGACAAUAGAGAAGCUCUUCCAAAUCCAAUCGAAGACAACGGGCAUUAUCAUGUCGGCCACGGAGAUCGGUCAGAUCGGGUCCUCUCUGUUACUGACAUACUAUGGCGGCCAAGGUCAUCGGCCCAAGUGGAUAGCCUGGGGCAUGAUCCUCUUCGCCGUGAGCUCGUUCACCUGCUCGAUACCCCACUUUAUCUUCGGCGAACAGCUGAUUCUUCAGAACGAGAUGCUGUUCAGCGGUGUCGAGCCUGGCGCCGAGGGCCGUGGGCCCAACAGCACCGACCCGAUACCGGCGAAUCUCUGCAGGUUCCAGGAAAGGAACGGCACGUUGGACGGGUGAGUGCUGCUGUCAUAACUCUCCUUCAGGUUAUCCUCUUCUAUUUCUAAAUUCUUAAUGAGUGACGCCUUCCGACGAUUCAUCAUAAUGAAGAGAGAUGUCUUCAUUAGCUUUUACCCUCGUGAUUAAGUAAUAGCUAACUCGACAGUCGUGAAUCAUCAAAAACAAAGAGAAUUAGGAUUUAUUAAUAGCA